AUGGCCCCCCACGCUUGUUUGAUGUGCAAGAAAAACAAGCGACGAUGCAACAAGAGCCUUCCUAGAUGCAGUUCAUGUCUUAAGGCAGGGCGAAUUUGUGAUUAUUCCGAUCCUUCACAAUUAUCUCCUGCGGAUGGAAUCAGGGAGUUGCGUAGCCGAGUCCAACAGCUGGAAGCGCGUGUGCUGGCUUCGUCGAAUCCAACACUAUGCGGUGCUUCCUCCAUAACAGGUAUGCCCAGCGCUCACCCCAAUACAGACCCACCCCAUUCUUCAGAGCUGUCCACGCAGGCCUACUACCUUGACUCUGAUCUCUGGUCCUCGUUCAACUCCACCACUCAUGGCAAGGACAUUCCUAUCCCAGAAGACGUAUCUACAGCUCUUGGAACCCAUGCGGACAUGGACAGUGCGAUCUCCCACUACUUCGAGACUGUACAUGUCUGGAUGCCUAUAAUCAGUAAGAUUAGACUAGAACGGGUCAUCCAGCAAACACAGGGAGCCAUGAAAGCGGAUGUUUCCUUGCUUUUACUAUGCAUGAAGCUUGUUUGCGGGGUUACGCCCCAGCUCUAUACCGCAGCAAAGCGCUUUAGCAGAGAACUAGAGAUGGGCGGGCUCUACACUUUACGUAUUGUUCAGGCUGGCGUGUUGCUUUCUGUGUAUGAAAUGGGCCACGCCAUUUUUCCCGCGGCAUUCGGCACCAUUGGCAACUGUGCGAGGCAAGGAGUUGCACUUGGUAUACACAACAAGUUAGCCUCUCAGCUAAUAGGCAAACCGCGCGGCUGGGUGGACUGGGAAGAAAGGCAGCGUGUAUGGUGGAUGAUUGUAAUUCUUGACAGAUACAUUACAGUUGGAUCCGAUUAUCGACCAUUAUGCACUGACGAUCCUUCCAAGGACACGCUUCUACCUGCGGAUGACAGUGCCUGGGAUAGUGGCGAGAUGAUGACCCCUGAACGAGUCUCUCUAUCUUCACAGAGUACUAAUCCAGUCAGCCCAUUUGCACGGUUGGCACAGGCGUCAAAUCUCCUUGGCCGCGUGAUUAGGCAUUGCAACGAUACAACGUUGGAGCUAAACUAUGUCCUGGAUGAUUUUGAAGCCCUGUGUCAGACAAUAUCUUCUCUUCUAGAACUUCUCUCUGCAGACGGCUUCAAUGGAUCAAUGGAGACAAGCAUUGUAGCUAGCAUAUGCUAUAGCGCGCUGUUUAAACUCGCUAAUCAUCACUCCUGCGACAUGUUCAAUGAAGCGGGUGAAUAUCUGGAGCUCGACGCAGCCCCGCGUGUCCAUGAAUGCACACGGCGAAGUCUUCAAAUGACAAAGGAUACAUGCGAACGCGUCGUAUCUCUUAUUCAAGAUCUUUCGGGGCGGCUUACACGUAUCGCCUUGGAGAGCGUUUCGCCAUUGAUGCUUCAAUGUGUCUAUAGUUGUGCUUCCAACCUAGCCUGGAUGGCGCGCGAGACGAAUGAUAUGCAAUACACUGCAGGAAAGCACCUAUGUGAAGACAUGCUGAGAGCUAUGAGUGUCCGGUGGAGGGUAGCUGGUGUCUACUUAGAGCUACUCCGGUUUGAUGAUAAGAUGCAGGAAGAGAGCCAUUGA
Aspergillus alliaceus is the source of this 1587-nucleotide messenger RNA. RefSeq lists its product as uncharacterized. Gene Ontology annotation, cellular component: nucleus. The transcript is spliced from 6 exons. The record is from RefSeq and is a predicted model, not a curated record. Gene Ontology annotation, biological process: DNA-templated transcription; regulation of DNA-templated transcription. Gene Ontology annotation, molecular function: DNA binding; zinc ion binding; DNA-binding transcription factor activity, RNA polymerase II-specific. NCBI's taxonomy places the organism in Eukaryota, Fungi, Ascomycota, Eurotiomycetes, Eurotiales, Aspergillaceae. Bases 1 to 1587 code for a protein of 528 amino acids.